This is a messenger RNA of Glarea lozoyensis ATCC 20868, 747 nucleotides long. RefSeq lists its product as uncharacterized. The record is from RefSeq and is a predicted model, not a curated record. The transcript is spliced from 2 exons. NCBI's taxonomy places the organism in Eukaryota, Fungi, Ascomycota, Leotiomycetes, Helotiales, Helotiaceae. Bases 1 to 747 code for a protein of 248 amino acids.
AUGGGAGAGAUUGUCAAACCACAUGAGCGUUCAAUGAGCAGACAGGUGUUUCAAGAUGGACAACUUCUUCUUCACUUCCUUGGUCUUCCGGUCCGGCAGCCUGUACGAAUAUCUGAGGACUCCCAGCAUCUGACGUGUAUACCGUUGAAAGACGUUUUGUUUCUUUCACUUGACACGGAAGGCAUUGUAGUAGGCCAAACCCCCCUCGCAGAAAAGUUUCAAAUCAAGGAAGAAAUCGAAAAUCCGGUUAUCGACAGGGACGUAGUUCUCGUGGUUUUCGGCAGCAAGAAUGAUCUAUGGCUUCUGACCGAACUCGAGAUCGACCUGGACCCAGUCGGUAUAAUAGACCCUCAAAAGGCUGCUUGUGACAUACUUCACUUGAACUGCCCAAUAGGACUGAGAGACCGCUUGGUGGAACUAGAAUGUCCAUGUAACCUGCCACACAUAGCAGGCAACGACGCAAAUUUCACCAUUCGCGCUCUAUUGAUGCUUGCAGUCCAAGGUACUGAGGGUAUGAUUGUUAGCAAAGCACAAGGUGUUAUUCUAUCAACAGCACAAGAGAUCGCAAAAUCUACCGGGCCUAAGAGGUUGCGUGAGAAGUUGUCUAAAACAUUGAGACGAGGAGAAGCGAAAGGAGGUCAUUCAGAACGUGAGGAAUCAAAACGUCUGAAGAAAGAGAUUAGAAGGCUGAAGAAAGAGAUUAAAAGGGUGGAGGAGGUGGCGAAGGUCUAUCGGCAGCACCAUUGA